Cucumis melo (muskmelon) is the source of this 3705-nucleotide messenger RNA. RefSeq names its product protein REBELOTE-like. The record is from RefSeq and is a predicted model, not a curated record. The transcript has 13 exons. Gene Ontology annotation, cellular component: Noc2p-Noc3p complex; Noc1p-Noc2p complex; nucleoplasm. The coding region runs from base 1179 to 3344 and encodes 721 amino acids. Gene Ontology annotation, biological process: ribosomal large subunit biogenesis. NCBI's taxonomy places the organism in Eukaryota, Viridiplantae, Streptophyta, Magnoliopsida, Cucurbitales, Cucurbitaceae.
UUGAAUUUUUUGAUCCGUUUAUGAUUGUAGUACAAGAAUUUUUUGACUCGAGGCUUGAAUUUCUGAUUACUGAGAUAAUUGCAAUCGAAAUGCCUUUAUGGAACAUCAAAGUUUUCUUCCAUUUGUUAACUGUUUGUGUUGGAUUCUGAAUUUUCCUUUAUGUGACGUUAUUAUAACUACAGCAAUUGGGUCUAUUCCACAUAAUUUGUGUCCACCCCACAUAGAAUUUCUGAAGAGAUCGUCCAAUUUCGAACUUUUUCAGACUUUUGUUGGUAUAGAUAUAUAGGAAUUGGAUCAAUUAAUUAUUUUGGAGUUUCUUAUACCAUAUUUAUACAAGUUUAGAGGCCUCUCAUUGUCAAAUGAGUCAUAACUGUGUUGGGUUGUAGCCUAACCUAAGAACAUCACAUAGGAAGAAACAUCACGUAGCCUAAUCUUUGACUGAGAGAGAGAUCAAUAAGAUUUUAGAAAAGAAGAAACAAAUGUAAAAUUUUUUCCUCAGAGCUACAAAGUGCUUGACAGAAACUUACACAUCUAAAGUUAGUCGAAGAAAUCAAUGAUUUUUCUACUUGGAUUUUGAAGAAAACAACUGUGCGAUCCUUAAGGUUAAGGUCUUCGUUGUUUUUGCUAUGAACAUGAAGAGAUCAAUGUUUUCUCGUUCUUUCCUUUUUGCCUCUUGAUUUGGGUAUAAAAAAAAUUUGGUUACGAUUUCCUUUCUAUUUGAUAUGAUGACAAGGUAUCAGCUAGAAAUUUUUUAUAGCAAUAGAAGUUGUGCUUUUAUUGUACUCUACUCUUAAACUUCAAAAUUUAGUGUUUAAGGGUGGUUACGAAAAUCUGUCUCUGAGAUAUUGUGUUGGUUAUUAGUAGGUGGCUGUUAUAGUUCGAGGAAUAUAAUAAUGAUGUGGUUGGAAUGGUAGCUAUUUUAGUUGGAAAUAGUAAAUACCGGAACAAAGAGGGAUAGAGAUGAUGAGUGAAAAAUGGUAAAUACGAAGCAUGAUACAUCAACUAUUAUAAUUGGAAGUAGGUUGUAAUAGUUCAGUUCACUCACGUGAAUUUGCCUGCCUGUUGAGUUUGACAUCUGUCUUCUCCGAAAAUUUACACCUCACCCACCAACAUGCUUACAGGAGCUCUGACGAGAGGAUUUGAAUUUCAGUGUUGAUUCUUUAUACUAAGGCAACGGAAUGGGGAAGCUCGGGAAGAAAGCAAGGAAGUUUGCAAAGAAAAAUCUUCAGACUGUGCUCAGAAGGAAACGGAAACUGAAAUCUUCGUUCAAAAAGAAAGCUCCAUCAAGACAGGACGAAGACAGUGUUGAAAAUAAGGACGGCGCGUCGAAGCUUCACAAUCGAUUGAAUGGUGAAGCUGAUGAAAACAACGUUGUUUCCCUUGAGGCAAUUUUCAGUGAAGAUGAAUAUGAUAUGCUUGAAGAUGAUUCCGACAGUGAUGGUUACAUCUCAGAGGAACCAAGCUCUUUUAACACACCUGAAAAUGAAAUCGACAAUAGUUCUGAAGGUGGCAUUGAUAUGAUUAAUCCCAACGAUUUAUCAGAUCAAAACAAAGAAAUCCAUUCAGAACUCACAAAGAAAAUCAAGCAUCUGAAUAGGUUGAAAGAAAAGGAUCCAGAAUUCUUGAAGUUUCUGGAAACUUAUAAGGCUGUUGAACCUUUCAGAGAUGAAGACACUAGUUCUGAUGAGGAAACAAUCAAUGCUGAUGGGCUAAAGCGAGAUGAACAGAGUGUUAGUUCUAAUAAAAACUUCUUGUUGAGUUCCUCUGUCAUUGAUUCCUGGUGUCAUCAAGUCAAGAACAAGCAGGAUUUGCCUCUAUUUACCAGUCUCAUAAAUGGGUAUCGAGCUGCAUGUCACUACGGAUCUGAAGCAAUAGGCAACGUAGAUGCUGGCAGAUGUUAUAAAAUUGUAAACAGUGAAACUUUCUCCAAGAUAUUAAUUUUCAUGCUUUCUGAGGCUGACAAUUUAUUUAGGGAGCAGCUAGGACUCUUGACUAAGAGCUAUAAAAAGGAAAUGAUUUUAGAAUUGAGAAACACUCAAAAGUGGAAAACGCUCAAGCCCUUAAUCAAGUCAUAUUUAAGGAGUAGCUUGUUUCUCUUGAACGAGGUUUCAGAAACUGAGAUAUUGAGGUUCUCUUUGGCUCGAAUAAGAGUGUCUGUUAUAUUCUUUGCAGCUUUCCCUUCUCUGCAGCGCAGGCUCAUUAAGAUUGCAGUACAUCUGUGGGCAACUGGUGAAGGAACAAUAUCAUCACUCUCAUUUCUCAUAAUACGAGAAAUGAGUUCUGUGCUUGGAUCUAAUGUCUCCGACACCUGUUGGAUUAAAAUGUACAAGGCUGUCAUUGGUAACUGUCAAUUUGCGGAACCAAUUCUGCAUAAUCACAUGCAAUUUUUGAGGGACUCCUUCGUUGAGUUAUGCUCUCUUGAUGUCCAUAGAUCUACUACUAGGGCCAAGGUUUCAAUCCAGCAACUUACAAAGAUACUAAAUCAGGGUUUACGAAUGAAGAAGAAAGAAGCAGUUCAGAUGAUGCGCAGUUGGCAAUUUAUCAAUUGCAUUGAUCUCUGGGUCAAGUUCAUUGGUGCAAAUUUCCAGGAUUAUGAUUUGCAAACAUUGCUCUACAAUGUUAUUCAGAUUAUAAAUGGAGUGGCUGUAUUGUUUCCUGGUCCUAGAUAUUUACCGUUACGAAUUAAAUGCAUUAAGUGGUUGAAUUAUCUUUCCAGAUCCAGUGGGAUUUUUAUCCCUGUUGCAUCUAUGGUGUUGGAUAUCUUGGAACAUAUAAUUGUCAAGGAGGGCAAGAAUCCAGGAGUCGUCUUCCACCACUUGUCUGUCCUACAGCUGCCAAAAUAUUGGUUGAAGUCGCAGAACUUUGUGGAGGAAUGUGUUUUAUCUACCAUUGAACUUUUAUCAUCUCACUUUUCUCAAUGGAGUCACCAUAUAUCCUUCCCUGAACUCGCUACUAUUCCACUUAUUCAACUCAAGAAGUUUCAUGCGACAUCUACAACAGAGAAUCUCAAGCGUUUGGUAAAACGUUUUAUUGAUCAGGUUGAGCAGAAUAUCGACUUCAUUAAAAAAAAGAGAGAUGAAAUCUCGUUUUCACCCAACGAUCAGCAAGCUGCUGAAUCAUUUCUUCAGCUAGAGAAAUGCAACAGCAACGUUCCAUUUAUACAAUAUUACAAAAGCAUAUUGGACAAAGCUGCAUCCAGGAGUCUGGCUGUGGAUAAAAAGUUCCUUGGAGCCAACAAAAACAAAAAGAAAAGGCAGCAGCAUGAAAAAAAUCAGCAAAUUGAAUCGGCUGCUAACGGCAACGUACAUCCAGAGAAGAAAAGAGGGAAAAAGAGGAAAACUUGAGAAGGAACAGGUUUAUCUGCCCUUUCUCUCUCUUCAAAUAUUAAUACUAUUUUUAUCCCUAGAAAUUCUCCGUUGGUAAAUUCAGAAGAUAAUUUAUCCCAUAGAUCAGGAGCCAUCAGGUUAGAUACUAGAAUUGACUUCUAGCACAACAAGAAAGUUGCCAUUAGUGAAAUUAAUGCCGAGAAAAUAGUCGUGUAGAUUAGUUUAGAGCAUUGAAAUUCAUUGUCUUUUGGGGGUAAUAUCAAUUUUGUUUGGAUAAUUGAAAGUGCAAAAUGUUUAGAAGUCUUUCUUGAUCGUAUCUUUAUACCAAAUUUUGCUUGUUGAGUACUCUAAAGGAAAAGCGAAAGUCUCCAUUUAGAUA